AGCUCCAAAAUGCGUUCUUAUUCAUCGUAUUUUAAGAAUAUUAAUUUACAAUGUUCAGAAUACUACUCCACAAGAAUGGACAAGCGGAAAGAAUUUCAGACUUACCAAUUAUAUUUGUCUUGGAACUUUUCUUUGGGCUUGA
Molecule: messenger RNA, 142 nt
Organism: Dentiscutata erythropus
Lineage: Eukaryota; Fungi; Glomeromycota; Glomeromycetes; Diversisporales; Gigasporaceae
Source: the annotation of a GenBank genome assembly